Messenger RNA from Anopheles aquasalis, 4043 nucleotides. RefSeq lists its product as uncharacterized. The record is from RefSeq and is a predicted model, not a curated record. Lineage: Eukaryota; Metazoa; Arthropoda; Insecta; Diptera; Culicidae.
GCCAGCGCUGGAGCCGUGUCGCGUGCGCCUCUCUGUGUGUGCUCUUCUCGUGCCCGCCGAACCACGCUCUCCUUCUCUUUCCUUUCUCUCUCGCUCUCUCUUCCUCUCUUCCUCUAUUUUUCUCUCUGUCUCUCUCUCUCUCUCUCUCUCUGUCUCUGUCUCUCUCGGUAUCCUUGGCUCCUUUGGCUGGCAUCACCGCGUGUCCGUCGCCGAAAAUACGCUCGCGAUCGUGGUCGCGUUUCGCAUUCUGGCUUUACGCGCGCCAUACCGCGACCACCGCGCGCUUCUUGGUGGAAUCGAUUUUCGUUGCGCCAACGGGGUCCGUGGGGCGUACAGCAUCAGUGCGACGACGACGACGACGACAGUCGCCGACCAACCGACGACAAACGGGUUGUGUGUUGGGUUUUCGGGGCCCUCCAGAAAGGACCACAGGAAGAGAAACAAAAGAAACGCGUGCUGGCGAAACGCCCACCGAACGGAAGGACAGACCAACGCGCGGACACGAACGUGCACUUCCUCCUUGCAGCGCAGUGAAGUGGUGCCGCCAGUCUCGUGGUAGUUACAGUUUCGAGUUGAGUUCCACUCGUUACAGUUGCUCCGGCUCCGGCUCCGGCACGGCCUCGUUCUCACUCGCUCACUCUGGCACGACGAACUUUUGACUCGAUUUAACGCCGGCUCGAUUGUGGUUCUGUGUACGUGUGCGUUGUGUUGGUAGGCGGACAGUAGCCAAGGCGAGGCAGCAUCAGGACCCACCUGAUGGCACAGUCAGACACUUGGCUCGGUUGUGUAUCGGUCGUCGGUUGGUCGGUGUAGUGCUCCGUGAUAUAACCUCCCCCCCUGCCUGGAGGACAUCGCCACAACGCAGUGUAUUGUGUAUUUGUGGUCCGGUGCACACACAUGUGAAGCCCCACUUACUCUGCAAGUGUACAUUAGUAUCAGCAACAAGCACGAGAACAGCACGAGGAUAAGCGCUACACCCAGUGUGACGGUGGCAAUAUUCUAAAAACACCCCGAUCCCAAUGGGGGCUCCACUUUACCACCGCGCUAACAACACGCACACCGAUGUCACGACAAUUGCGGUCUAGUUGCGGUGGACCAUCUCUCGUUGAAGAGGUUGGCCAUUGAGUUGAACCAUUAAAGCAAGUGUUUUGUGGCUGGUGAACUACGGUUUGUGGUUCAGAACGCGCAACAAAACACAUUUCUAAGGACAUUUCCACGCGAUGCUGGGUAAGGACUACCAAAUCAAGAGAGCAGUCACCAAGUCGAACAUUGUCAGGUGAGGUCGGUGCUCAGAUAGCAGAUCAGAUCAGAUCAUGGUACGGUAAUUCCACGCCGGCUGGUAAUCCUCCUCCACCGAUUGACUUUCCGCUGAGUCGAGCAGCAUUAUUCGGUAGCCAGAAAGACCAGAAAUACGUUCAUGUAAUCCAACCACGGUACCGGGGCGGCACCGAGCGUGGGUAAAUCGCAUAACACUCAACCCACGUGGAACGGACGUGCGUUUCCCAUUUCCAUGCGAAGCUGUCAAGCGCAGGCACCACGGAGGUUGACUUUUGCACUUUUCUUUCCCGUCGCACGGGGGUUGUGCUGUGAUGAAGUACAGCCCGCUAACCUUCAACAGCGUAUGCUAAUCCCCCCGAGCCGAGCCGUGACCAUCCUGACCUGCCCUGACCGGGUGUGUCCACCGGGCGUUUGUGGCGGCGACAAUAAAUCGCAAACGCAGACGGCACCGCAGUGAGGUCAAAGGCACAGUGACAGCACGCUGCCAACAGAUUGCUGGUACCGGUGUGUCCAUUUCCUUCUUUGGCUUUGGAUCGCUCUUUUUUGGGGCGAAAGGGAGAAUGUUGCUGAGACUUGAAGGCAUCACCAGUGUGACCACCACCGAACGUGCCGGAAGGACAACGACGGUCGCGGUGGACCGGCGGACAGCCGACGGUAGCACGUCCGAGGUGAAACCAAUUCCGUCGAGAUUAGGAACGCGUAAUGAAGAGAUCAAUCGGAACGCUGUGACCAGUGUUGCCGGUCAAUCGAACAGUACCGGAGGAAUGUCGUCAGCUCUGGGCAGCAUGCAGGUAACGGUUACCAUGUUACCGAGUACUACCAUCACCACGACCGCCACUACGACCACGAGUACCGCGAGCACCAUCGCUAGCAGUCGAUCGACCACCGAACAACCGGCCAGAAAGGUAGACAUUCUGAUCUACCCAACAGUUUCACCGGAAACGAUCGUCGUGCCAAUACUGUCCUGCAUCAUCGGUUUCCCCAUCUUUGCCCUGCUCGUCAUCUGCUGUCUGCGCCGGCGAGCGAAAAUCGCUCGCGAACGUGACCGUCGGCGGAACUUCGACCUGAAAGCAAACACCAUUACGCUGGUCCGCUUUAACUCGCACCACAUCAACAGCCAGCGUUCGAUUCUGCUUCAGUCUGGCGACAGCUUGAGUCGAGGAUAUCCCUCCCUGGACCUGGACACGGUGUACGAGGAGCGCAGCGACACGCAUGGUAGUGCACAGCUCGACUCGCCGGCAGCCCAUAUGUUGCCCCUGUCCGACUCGGCGCCGGAUUCGGACAACGAGCAUUGCUAGCAGGACGAAAGUCCGAUCCGGCUCCGUCGCAAGGAGCUGGUCGGAGUGCUAGACUCACCGAGACCGGUAUCGAUCAGUAGCACGAUGAGUAUCGGUGGGGCAGCGGCCAUGGCACUACCACCACCGCUCGGUAGCUACGGUAAGGAUCGGGAUGAUACGGUGCUGGAUCUGGUGCGUGGCAAACGGAAACGGUUCCGCAACACCAAACACAAACGGUUGGCCGUAUCACACAGCGAAACCAAUCUGAGUGGCCUGGAGCGUGGCAGAGGGAAGGCCGAUCUGCUGCCGGCUAUAGCCGAUAGUGACCACGCCAGCCUGGACAUAGCGGUAGAGGAACCGAAACGAUCCGCCAAGGUAAGUAGCCGUAGCAGUAGCUCGGUAAAGGCCGGUGGAGGUGGCCGGCGUAAGGCACUGCAACGGCAACGGGAGGUCAGCGAUGGUAUCCGGGCACCGCUCUGGACCACGCUGACCCACGCGCAGACAAUAAGCGAUUAUGAGAUCUAAGUUUUCCGCCUAGCCUCCGCCAAACUUUUAAACGGUUUCCAGUUUUACGUGUUUCGACUGAUAGCUAGAGCGUCUUUUUGGAAAGAGGAGGUCAGUUAGACCAUGCAGGGGAGUGUAAGAGAGCGAGCGGAAGGAUAGGAACAGUUCCCUUUUUAAGGAACGUAGUCGUUAGCACUGACCGUGGCAAGAUGCGUCGGUCGGAUAGAAAGCGGAAAUGAAACGGGAUGCAGAAGAAACGCAAUAAAUUGAGGAACAGUAACGGGUAAUUACGGAAUGCUGUAGGCUUAAGGCAAGUCUGUGUAUGUGUGCAUGUGCAUUUAAACGGAAAACUUUACCAUGCUAAUGGCAAACAUAUGGACAAAAAAAAAAACUUUAAGAAAAGCAAAACAACAAACGUGGUAACAUUCGUAACAUAACUCUUAAGUAACACUCCCCUCUGCUGUUAACAAAAUUGUACAAUUAUACAUAUUUACAUAUUAAAGGAUAUACAUAUAUACAAAACUUGUUGUACUUGAAGAAAAAGCAAAAGCUAAAUAACAAAAUUAACGGUUUCCUUGUACGUUUGGCGCGGCGUGGCGUCACUUACUGUUGACGAGCCAGCCAACCAAUUAAGCUAAAUUAGAUAUUCUUAAAGAAAUGCUGAUAAAUUAUUGAAAGUUUAUGUAAUUCACGUAACCCUCUCUAGUCCGGUAGCUUAGGUGCUGGGCGAGUUAAAUUUGAAAAAAAAAGAUAAAGCUAAAUCGUUAGACUAAUACAAAAGCGAAGUGAAUGGAGGAAGCACCACCACGAGCCGCCAGAGGUCUGGUUUCAGAGUCACAAACACGCAUGUUUGCAUACUCGCAACUGUACCACCUUGUAGCACCUUGUAGGUAAGGAGAGUGACCGGAAGUGAAACAUUUGUGGUGUCGUCGAUGUUUAAACAGAAUGAAAUAUACAACCGAUUGAAUGUUAUGUCUAGUAACA